Messenger RNA from Eruca vesicaria subsp. sativa (arugula), 1716 nucleotides. The record is from the annotation of a GenBank genome assembly. Lineage: Eukaryota; Viridiplantae; Streptophyta; Magnoliopsida; Brassicales; Brassicaceae.
AUGCAGACUCCAAAGCAGAGGCCAGGAUCCUUAGAGGUGCCUCAGAAGAAAUCUCCUACAGCAACUCCUAGAACUGCUCGUAAGCUCAAGACUGCAGAAGCUGAUCCUGUUUCAUCUCCCAACCCAAAAAUCAGGACGCCCAAAACUCAGAGCCCGAAAGUAGUUGCUGAUCGCCGUUCUCCUAAGACACCUGUAAAUGAGAUUCAGAAGAGGCGAACAUGGGGAACACCUGAAGUGGCGGCGUCUCAGUUAUCUCAGCUUCAAGAGGAGCUAAAGAAGGCAAAGGAAGAGCUAAGCGCUUCUGAAGCUUAUAAGAAACAAGCUCAAGAUGAAGCAAACGAAACAAAACAGCAGUUAAUGGAGAUCAAUGCCUCUGAGGACUCGAGAAUCGAUGAGCUUCGCAAGCUCUCUCAAGAAAGAGACAAAGCGUGGCAGUCUGAACUCGAAGCAAUGCAGAGACAACACGCCAUGGACUCUGCUGCGCUAGCCUCUGCAAUGAACGAGGUCCAGAAACUUAAAGCGCAGCUCUCUGAGUCUGAGUCAGUUGAAAACUUGAGGAUGGAACUCAACGAGACGCUAUCUCUUGUUGAGGAACUCAGAGGGGAACUGUAUGACGCAAAGGAAGGAGAAGCUAGAGCUCAUGAGAUUGUUUCAGCAACUGAGAAGCAGUUAGAGAUAGCUAACUUGACGCUAGAGAUGUUACGUUCAGAUGGGAUGAAGAUGUCUGAAGCUUGUAAUGCCCUUACAACCGAGCUAGAGCAGUCCAAAUCCGAGGUGAAGUCGCUAGAGCAGCUUGUGAGACAGCUGGAGGAAGAACGAGGUAACAACACUAACGAAGAGGACUCAUCAGCAGUGGAAGAGCUCAAAGAAGAGAUAAACGUAGCGAGACAGGAGAUUAGCCAGCUGAAGUCUGCUGUGGAAGUAACUGAGAGAAGGUAUCACGAAGAGUACAUCCAGAGCACGCUGCAGAUACGAAGUGCUUAUGAGCAAGUGGAGGAAGUGAAAUCCGGAUAUGCGCAGAGAGAGGCUGAGUUAGAUGAAGAACUGAAGAAAACCAAAGCUGAAAGAGAUGCUUUGCAUGAACGGUUGAUGGAUAAAGAAGCUAAGCUGAGGAUACUAGUUGAUGAAAACGAGUUACUGAACUUGAAAAUCAAAGAAAUAGAAGAAGUAAACUUAGAGAACAGCGAGCUCAAGAAGGUGGAAUCUGAUAUGAUGGAGCUGAGAGCCAAUCUAAUGGACAAGGAGAUGGAGCUGCAGAGUGUAAUGUCACAGAACGAGAGUCUAAGGAGCGAGAUGGAGAAGAUGCAGAGCGAGAAGGACAAGGCUAUUGCAGAGGCCUUGGAGAAGCUUGGAAGUCUAACGGAGGAAGCAGAUAAGAGUGUGAAGAGAGCUGAAAACGCAAGAGAACAGCUAGGAGCAGCACAAGUCACUAACACAGAACUAGAAGCUGAGCUUAGGAGACUUAAGGUGCAGUGUGAUCAGUGGAGGAAAGCAGCUGAAGCUGCAGCGUCUAUGCUCUCUGGUGGUAAUAAUAACAAUAACAGUAAUGGGAAGUAUGUGGAGAGAACAGGAUCGCUGGAGAGUCCGUUAAGGAGGAAUGUGAACAUGAUGUCUCCUUAUAGGGAUGAAACAGAUGAUGAUUUGUCUUCACCGAAGAAGAAGAAUGGGAGUAUGCUUAAGAAGUUUGGUGUGUUACUCAAGAAGAGUCAGAAGUGA